AUGUUGGGGAAGAAGUUGGUGACUGCACAGAAGCGAGGGGAGACCAGAGCCAUGUGCCUGGGGCUGGGAAUGGUGGCAUGCUCCAUGAUGAUAUACUUCUUUAUUGCGGUCACCAUGGUGCCAACUUACAAUAAGAGUGUUUGGACAACAGAAGCUGUGUGCAAGCUACUCAAAGUCAACAUUAAGGACAGAGCUCUCUGCCCAAGCAGUGAAGACUCAGAGGAUGGGGACAGCUUCCCUUACCCCUGUCUCCAGGUGUGGGUUAAUCUGACAGCCUCAGGACAAGAGGUGAUGCUGUACGAUAACGAAGAUACGCUGAGCAGAAAUGCUAAGUGCUCCUAUGUCCCAGACAAACCAGAGUACUCCAAAGAAGUUAAAGCACAAGUAGAACUUAUUGCAUCCAUUUUCAGAAACAAACAGACCUUCCGCUGUUAUUAUGACCCAGGAGGAACACAGACCAAUGUCAUUGUAAACAGACUUUAUCCCCCAGGAGGUCUCCUCUGUGCUUUCCUCUGGCCCACACUGAUGUUUACUGCUGGAUGUCUGAUUAUUCUUCUGGUAAAACUUAGUCAGUAUUUUUCUGUUCUUUCAGCUGGGCAGUAA
Messenger RNA from Acanthisitta chloris (rifleman), 603 nucleotides. It is a transcript of the gene KCNMB1, whose product is annotated as potassium large conductance calcium-activated channel, subfamily M, beta member 1. Gene Ontology annotation, biological process: detection of calcium ion; potassium ion transport. Lineage: Eukaryota; Metazoa; Chordata; Aves; Passeriformes; Acanthisittidae. Gene Ontology annotation, cellular component: membrane; voltage-gated potassium channel complex. The coding region runs from base 1 to 603 and encodes 200 amino acids. Gene Ontology annotation, molecular function: potassium channel regulator activity; calcium-activated potassium channel activity. The transcript is spliced from 3 exons. The record is from RefSeq and is a predicted model, not a curated record.